This is a messenger RNA of Hyaloscypha bicolor E, 1387 nucleotides long. RefSeq lists its product as uncharacterized. The coding region runs from base 222 to 1106 and encodes 294 amino acids. The record is from RefSeq and is a predicted model, not a curated record. NCBI's taxonomy places the organism in Eukaryota, Fungi, Ascomycota, Leotiomycetes, Helotiales, Hyaloscyphaceae. The transcript has 3 exons.
AUGUUGUCACAAGACCCAUUUCCACAACGUUCGCACUCCUGCGAGAUGAUCAUGUCGCUUGCGGUCGCUUUGGAGCGGGAGAUGUCCCAUAUCAGACCAGACCAGCUGUCAGAUCUUCUCUUCUCGAUGCGAGACUUGUUCUGGAACCACCCUUUGAUCAAAACAACAUUUUAGCAUUGUGAGGCUUUACAUUAUCACUUUUCCUGUUCACUCCCUGCGACAUGCCUAGGCACGGAAAACAUAGAAAACAUGCUCAUAAAUCCUCGGGAGGACAUUCCUCGUCGAAGAGGGCCCCAUCCACUACCACCACCUCCUCUUCCUCCGAACAAGAGUACUCGGAGCCAGAAGCUGAAAACACACCCAUCCAGGUGACGCCAAGUUUUCUGUUCUCUGUCAAUCGCCAGGAGCUUAACGAGGAUCCCGAGGAAGGAGGCAUCCCUCCCAAUCAACAAAUUGACCCGAACACUCUUCUCUGGUCCCCACCAGCGUAUCGCGCUGGGUUUGGUCAACAGCGCCCAGGCACCAUGUACCGCUGGCAUGAUGGUCAGGUCAGUCGAGCCACGGAUGCACCGAACGGCGCCGGUCUCACCCUAUUCAAAGCCGUAACUAUGUUUUACUGCAAUCCUUUCAACCAAUUUGUUGUCACCGAUGGCGAUGUCAGAUUUAGGGAUUUACCAGGUUCUCCGGCUCCUCAGGAUCGAUGGUACCCCCUCUGCUUCCACCACUUGGAUAAAGUCUCGUACUUGGACUUCGCAGGCGAAUAUACUUAUCUUGCUGGCAAUAAGGCCGGAUUCAUCCGUGGACUUGGGCUUGAUUCUUAUAAAAAUCAAGAAGAUAAUGCGCCACGGGCAGGAGGUCUGGCUGGCAACCUGGCUAUGCUCAUUGGUUUGAUAGCGUUCUCUUGCAGAACCGGAGAUCUUGAUAGAGUUCUCAUCGACGACAAGGCUUGGCGCUACCAUGAAUGGAGGGGACAUGAUCGACGCCAUGGUCGGCGCGAUGCAAGAGGCUUAUUCGUCACGGUCUAUCUAGACCCUCGAAACCCAGACGGCUCCACAGAUCUGGUGCUACGCGAAAUUGAAUACCGUAAAGGCGCUCUCCUGUCUUGAUCAGCACGCAAAGCCCCAAAUGCUGUUUGAAGGUUGACCGGCUCCUCUACCUUCACUUCUAGACGAAGAGCAAGUCUUGCUUUCUACCAUAUACGUUAUCGGGGAUCUGCGAAACCAAAAUGCCUAGCCCCAACGAAUCUCCUUUCGAUCAUACAUACGUUUCGAAGAUAAUGAUUUUCGGUCUGGAGUCUGAUGACGACCUGUUGGUUUGUUUUUCAAUCCUGGGCUGUUGACGCUUAAGUGCUAUCCGCCCAUCAGAUUAGCUGUCACUUCUUUGCUGC